This is a messenger RNA of Funneliformis geosporum, 816 nucleotides long. Lineage: Eukaryota; Fungi; Glomeromycota; Glomeromycetes; Glomerales; Glomeraceae. The record is from the annotation of a GenBank genome assembly.
AUGAAGAACAGCGACAUCCAUUAUCACCUCAACGGCGAUAUUCUAAUUUUUGCAAAAGACACUUGCUUUUGUGUUCACAAAAUCAUAUUAGAAAUGGCUUCGCCAGCUUUGUUGGAUAAGCUAGAAGAAGGAUAUGACCUUCCGACAAUAAACUUACCUGAUGAAAAUUCAUCAACGAUUGACAUCGCCCUCUCGAUAAUUUAUCCUCGUCAUUUCAUCAUGCCUAUUUGGUCAAAUGUUGAGGCACUUUUACAUUUUGCGGAUAAGUAUACAAUAUGUAAAGUUUAUGUUGCGGGUAUAGCUUUUCUCGAUCAAAACUUCAAACAAAAACCGGAGUAUGCUUUAUAUUUGGCGAAUAAAUAUCAACUUUCUUUCUUAUUCACGGAAACUUCCAAGUUGAUUCUUGAUCAAUUUCCCACAUAUGAGUAUGCCCCCGCGUUAAAAAGGCUUCCUCGUGAAGUGUAUUCAAUGCUUGAAACUAGGUAUUUAAAAUACAUGCAUGACUUUGCGAGGCUAUCAAUCCAUUUCUUCCUUUCAACAUAUAAACACCGUUGUGGAAAGGUUGCGCUACAUAACAAGGAAUUGACGCAAGAGAUUGAAAAGCGCAUCCUGAUAAUUGUGGAGAAACCUAUCAAACCUCCUUCAACAGUUUGGGAUAUUAUGCAUGAACACAUCAAUGUGGCCGAUAAUAUAGAAUGUCACAAGGGUUUUAUGAAGCAUCUUGAUGAAAGGUUCAAAAGCAUCUUUGGUAAAUUUGAACCUUUGAAUUCUGUUGAAGGCGGCCGUUACAUUUCCAUCUCUAGAAGAUGGAAAUGA